Molecule: messenger RNA, 1076 nt
Organism: Archocentrus centrarchus (flier cichlid)
Lineage: Eukaryota; Metazoa; Chordata; Actinopteri; Cichliformes; Cichlidae
Product: transcription factor HES-1-like
Exons: 4
Coding region: 194-937 (247 amino acids)
Biological process (GO): regulation of DNA-templated transcription
Molecular function (GO): DNA binding; protein dimerization activity
Source: RefSeq, a predicted model, not a curated record
CCGGUAACAGGAGCGGACUGGAUGCCAGCUUGGCGAACGGACAGAAGUCGCUUCUGAGUGGUGUUGUCAUCGAGCAUCUCCGAGGUCUGCCAGGAGAAGGCGGGACUCCCCUGAACUGGACUCUCUCUCUGCUGCUGGGUAUUCAUAAAUUGUUUCCACUGGGUUCCUGUUAUUAAUAUUCGUUGAAGUGAAGAUGCCAGCCGGUACUUUAGAAAGGGCAUCUCCGUCCGCUGUGGCCGCUACCCCCGCAAGUGGCGACUCCACGCCCGAGAAACCCCGGACUGUGACAGAGAGCAGAAAGUCCUCCAAACCAAUUAUGGAAAAGCGAAGACGUGCGCGCAUCAAUGAGAGCCUGGGCCAGCUGAAGACCCUCAUCCUGGAUGCGCUCAAGAAAGACAGCUCCAGACACUCUAAACUAGAGAAGGCUGACAUCCUUGAGAUGACUGUGAAGCACCUCAGGAACCUGCAGCGACUUCAGAUGACUGCUGCUGUAAACACAGACCCGUUCAUCCUCGGUAAAUACAGAGCCGGGUUCAGCGAGUGUGUAGGAGAGGUUACCCGUUUCCUGUCCACGUGUGAAGGGGUGAACACAGAUGUGAGAACUCGCCUCCUCAGCCACUUGGCAGCCUGCAUGACCCAAAUCAAUGCUCUGAACUUCUAUGGACCUCACCUCGGUGCAGUGGGACUCGGACAGACUGGCACACAGAUUCCCGUUGCUUCAGCCCCACACAUGCCUUGCAAAAGCGGCUCACCGGUGCAUGCUCCCCCAGAAUCGUUGAAACUCUACGGCGGCUUCCAGGUGGUGCCUACGCCUGAUGGACAGUUUGCUUUCCUCGUGCCCAGUGCAGCCCUCGGACCUCUGACCGCACAAAACAGCCACCAUGUGUCACCGGUUGCACCGGCUGUCACCUCAGACUCUGUGUGGAGGCCGUGGUAGGAAGGUGUAGAUUGUGAGGAGCAAAGGACUCUAACACAGUAAAUCAUAUUUUUGUAUAUUUUGUACAUUUUUUUUCUCAGAGGAAACUUUAGACACAGUUGUGUUUUUUACAUGGACAUUAUCAGAAAUAUAUUCUUUG